Messenger RNA from Molossus molossus (Pallas's mastiff bat), 4035 nucleotides. RefSeq names its product angiomotin like 2 (gene AMOTL2). NCBI's taxonomy places the organism in Eukaryota, Metazoa, Chordata, Mammalia, Chiroptera, Molossidae. The coding region runs from base 197 to 2521 and encodes 774 amino acids. Gene Ontology annotation, biological process: angiogenesis; actin cytoskeleton organization; regulation of cell migration. Gene Ontology annotation, cellular component: bicellular tight junction; plasma membrane; cytoplasmic vesicle. The record is from RefSeq and is a predicted model, not a curated record. The transcript is spliced from 10 exons.
GCAGCGCUUGGGGCCAGCAGAGACGCGCCCCAGUCGAAUCCUGUACUCGCGCGGCCCGGCAUUUUCCGAGAGCAGUAGCCCGGCGGACCCGUCGUCCCCAGGGCGCAAGGGCGCCCUUUCUAGGCAGUGACAAAGGUGCUCUUGGGCCUCGUGCCUCUGGCCAUUGUCCAGGAAGGUGUGUGCAAGCCGAGGAAGCAUGAGGACGCCGGAAGACUCCUCAGGAACAGUCCUGCACCGUCUUAUCCAGGAGCAGCUGCGCUAUGGCAACCUGACUGAGACACGCACACUGCUGGCCAUCCAGCAGCAGGCCCUGCGGGGUGGGGCUGGAGCUGGGGGCACAGGGAGCCCCCAAGCCUCCCUGGAGAUCUUGGCACCUGAGGACAGCCAGGUGCUGCAGCAGGCCACAAGGCAGGAGCCCCAGGGCCAGGAGCACCAGGGCGGUGAGACCCACCUGGCAGAGAAUACCCUCUACCGGCUGUGCCCACAGCCCAGCAAGGGCGAGGAGUUACCCACCUAUGAGGAGGCAAAAGCCCACUUGCAGUACUAUGCGGCCCAGCAGGCGGGGCCCCGGCCACAUGUUGGUGACCCGGAUCCCCGAGGGGCCCCUGGAGGCCAUCGGAGGCAAGAUGAGGCCCUGCGAGAGCUGAGACAUGGGCACGUGCGCUCCCUGAGUGAACGGCUCCUGCAGCUGUCCCUGGAGAGGAACGGUGCCCGGGCCCCCAGCCACAUGAGCUCCUCCCACAGCUUCCCUCAGCUGGCCCGCAACCAGCAGGGCCCUCCACCCAGGGGCCCCUCUGUCGAGGGCCCGGAGCCUCGUGGACCUCCACCUCAGUACCCACACAUUGCGCUAGCUCAUGAGACCACCACUGCUGUCACCGACCCGCGGUACCGUGCCCGGGGUAGCCCACACCUCCAGCAUGCUGAAGUCAGGAUCCUGCAGGCCCAGGUGCCUCCUGUUUUCCUUCAGCAGCAGCAGUACCAGUACCUGCAGCAACCCCAGGAGCACCUUCCACCCCCACACCCUGCUGCUCUGGGCCAUGGCCCACUAGGCUCCCUCAGUCCACCUGGGGUGGAGGGGCUAGCAAGCACCCAGGUGUCCCCGGCCACCUCGGGCAGUGCCCAACUGGCCCAGAUGGAGACUGUGCUGAGGGAGAAUGCCAGGCUACAGAGGGACAACGAGAGGCUACAAAGAGAGCUGGAAUGCUUAGCAGAGAAGGCUGGCCGAAUGGAGAAGCUGGAAAGUGAAAUCCAACGGCUCUCCGAGGCCCACGAGAGCCUGACGAGAGCCUCUUCCAAGCGGGAGGCCCUGGAAAAGACCAUGCGGAACAAAAUGGACAGUGAAAUGAGGAGGCUGCAGGACUUCAACCGGGAUCUUAGAGAGAGAUUGGAAUCUGCAAACCGCCGCCUGGCGAGCAAGACGCAGGAGGCCCAGGCUGGCAGUCAGGAUAUGGUGGCCAAGCUGCUUGCUCAGAGCUAUGAGCAGCAGCAGGAGCAGGAGAAGCUGGAACGGGAGAUAGCACUGCUGCGUGGUGCCAUCGAGGACCAGCGGCGGCGGGCGGAGUUGCUGGAGCAGGCUCUGGGCAAUGCACAGGGCCGGGCUGCACGAGCUGAGGAAGAGCUGCGCAAGAAGCAGGCCUACGUGGAGAAGGUGGAGCGGCUGCAGCAGGCCCUCGGGCAGCUGCAGGCUGCAUGUGAGAAGCGUGAGCAGCUGGAGCUACGUCUGCGCACGCGCCUGGAACAGGAACUCAAGGCCCUGCGUGCACAGCAGAGACAGGCCGGCAGCCCCACUGGUAGUGGCAGCGGUGGGUCCCCAGAACUGAGUGCCCUGCGGCUAUCAGAGCAACUGCGGGAGAAGGAGGAGCAGGUCCUGGCGCUGGAGGCCGACAUGACCAAGUGGGAGCAGAAGUAUUUGGAGGAACGUGCCAUGAGGCAGUUUGCCAUGGAUGCAGCCGCCACAGCCGCUGCGCAGCGCGACACCACUCUCAUCCGACACUCCCCCCAGCCCUCACCCAGCAGCAGCUUCAAUGAGGGCCUACUCGCAGGCGGCCACAGGCAUCAGGAGAUGGAAAGCAGGUUAAAGGUGCUCCAUGCCCAGAUUCUGGAGAAGGAUGCAGUGAUCAAGGUCCUUCAGCAGCGCUCCAGGAAAGACCCUAGCAAGGCCACCCUGCGACCCGCCAAGUCUGUGCCAUCUAUCUUCACGGCUGCUGCAGCAGGGACCCAGGGCUGGCAGGGACUCUCCUCUAGUGAGCGGCAAGUGGAUGCCCCUGCCUGGUUGGCUGCAGCAGACAAGGCUCCUGUGGAGGAGCUAGUGGCCACAGCUCCCCUUCCUGCCCACGCCAAACACGGGAGCAGAGAUGGAAGCACCCAGACCGACGGCCUCCCAGACGGCACCGCUGCCUGCCUGGGACUGGAGCCCGACAACCUUCUGGGGUGCAGCAGUGGCCAGAGGACAGCCUCACUGGACUCUGUCGCUGCAUCGAGGGCCCAGGACUUGUCAGACAUGGUGGAGAUACUGAUCUGAAGGAGCUGGUGCCAUGGGGACUCGGAACCGUUCCCUGCUCUCCUCUGCCACUCGCGGCCAUUCCAGCAGCCCCUCCAACUGCUGUUUCCCUACACCCCGCAACCGAGCACUCAUUCCCAUUGGCCAUCUGGUUCCAGGAGCUUCGGAAGGAUGUGCAGGGUAGAGGGAUGCUGUGUGAGCCCCUGUGCCCCAGAAGACCCUGCCUCUUGGCCCCACCGUCCUCCCGGGCCCGAGCAGAAUGAGGACUCGGCCUUGACCUGCUCCCUGCCUUGCUGCUGGGAUAGUGACUGAAGGCCUGGAAGAGAGCUGACACUCAGUCGCGGAGGAAGGGAGGGGCUCUGCUGGUUUAAGGGGCUGACUUCCAGGGAUGGCUGCCCGUGGACAACUGGUGGGCUGGUUUGGUAAUCAAGCUGAUGGCCAUGGUGUCCCCCUCUGGCUAAGUGUGGUCCAACCAACCUCAUCUGCUCCUCAGCUACUCACUGCCUCCUUGGGAUCACUAAGACUUGUUUCUUCGGGGGAUGUUGAAGGUGUUAGUCCUACAGAAGCCACGGCAUCAUCCCCUCACUUGGAGUGGGCAGGGGCUGUCUAAGUGGACUGGGAUCUGCUGGGCAGUUUGUAUAUAAGUCCCUUUCUUGUGGGACAGACUGAAGCGUUUUGCUUCGGACUCGUCCCUUCCUGAGCUCUCGUCCCUGCUGCCGUGGCUCCUGUAAUGUCUGACCAGCUUCCCAGUUAGCUCCCGUGCUCAAGUUCUUGGCCCGUGGAUUUUGAUACUGAUUGAGCCACGGGAUACUGACCGUCCUCCUCCCAUCUUGACCUGGUUUAAAUGCCCAUGGGACACCCCCACCACCCACCAUCACCGGCCUCUUGAAAUAGCUCCACAGCUCCUGUCCCUGGGACACCUGUCAGUUUCAAUUGGGUUAUGAACCCUGAGCCAGAUGAAGUGAGCGGCCACACGGACCUCUGCUAUGGUGGGCUUCCCUGCACCGGUUCUCGAAGAAAACGAGAAGCUGCCUUGUUCCCACCUGGAAGGAUUGAGAGGCGGUGCUGGUGCAAACUAGUCCGUGAGCUUCGAGGUGGGACUCAGCGCUUUGAAGGGAGCCCCUCGCAAAAUGACACUGUGAGGCUGGCUUCUCAAGCUGCCAGGGCCCAGUGCCCUGGAGCAGGGCCAGUGCUUGGACUGGAGCGGAGCAUCCACAUGGCAGCCCGCCAGCAGCGCUGACUGACUUCUGGUCUUAACGAGUCCCCCAGCUCAGCCCCAGGAGCGACGGGUCAGUUUGAGCAGUUGGUCUCGACUGUUUUUAGUUCUCCUUGAAUCUUUGUUUUUUCCUUUCCUGUUUUUAAGUUCUGUAUGUGUUAUUUUAUUCCCGUGGUUCCUUUUAGAACAUUUGCACUUGCUGGACAACUGCAUAUUUUUUUAAGCCCCCCCGACCCCUCGUAAAGCUGAAAACUACAUUUGGUUCAUGUGCAUUGUUUACAAAGAAAAAAGAAAAAGAAAAAAUGGUAAAAAGGUAUUG